AUGAAUCGUAAGACCAGCGCAAUUUGGGAUUAUUUUAUAAUAGUUGAAAACGAUAAAGCUAAAUGUAAUUUUUGUAAAAUAGUGCUUAAAUUUAACCAAUCGUCAACAACUAAUUUAUUAAGACAUAUUAGAUCAAAACAUGUAACAAUUGAUUUGUCUAAACGAAGAAGGCCAAAUGAUGACGUGGACGAAGAAAACAUAGAUGAUCCUUCUCCGAUGUCCAUUCAAAAUCCGUCAACUUCAAUUUCUUUGGAUAGAGAAUGUCCCCCUCUUGUUCACCAGCCAGCACGUAGUCAACAACAACAGAUUUCCAAUUUUCUUAGCAAACCAGUUACAGCAUCUAAAAGACAGUUGAUUGAUCAACAGGUAAUAAGAAUGAUCGUUAAAGAAUAUUACCCUUUUAGUAUAGUUGAUGAUAAAGAAUUUAAGAAACUUAUAAACAUGUUGAAUCCGGGCUAUUCACUUCCCUCUAGAAAAACUCUUACAGGUUCAUUACUUCCUGUUCUAUAUAACAAGAUUUCUGAUGAAAUUAAAUCAGAUAUAGAAGUUAACGCACAAUAUGUUUCUGUAACUACACACGCAUGGACAUCUUUGAAAAAUGAAAGUUAUAUGGCAGUGACUGUUCAUUUUAUAGAUAAGUCAUGUCAAUUAAAAUCUUAUCUUCUUCAAUGUGCAAAAUUUCCUCAGAGACACACAAGUGAAAACAUUAAAAAUUCUCUUCUAAAUAUUUCAAAGAUUGGGGCUUACAAAAUAAAGUGGCAGCAUGCACAACAGAUAAUGCUACAAAUGUUACUGCAGCUAUUCGAUUGUGUAAUUGGAGACACAUAUCAUGCUUUGCUCACAGUCUUAACCUUGUUGUCCAAUCAUCUUUGCAAAUUAAAAACACCACUGCUCUCUGCGUUAGCUGAUUUGAACUACGACAAUAACUUGACAUCUAAUGAUUGGGAAAUAAUAGCUAAGUCGGGUGAUAUAUUAAAACGGUUCAAUGAAAUCACCAUCGAAAUGAGCAGUGAAAAAAGUCAAAAUAAUGCAUUACCUGUACCAGCUUUGUCGGAACCGAUAAACGUUGAAAUGAACCAGAACAUAGAUUCUAUUUGGAACGAAUUUGACACAGAAGUAAGCGAUAUAAUUCAGUCUCGAAAUCCUACCGCUGUAAUCAUAAAUGAAGUAUAUAAAUAUCUCCAGGAGCCACUGAUUCCAAGAACUGCAGAUCCGCUUAAGUGGUGGAACGAAAAUAAAAACAUUUAUUCUACAUUAUUUAUAAUAAUGAAACGGCGCUUAUGUGUUCAAGCUUCAUCAGUCCCGAGUGAGCGUGUAUUUUCAAAGGGUGGACAAAUUGUAACAGAAAAACGUAGUAGACUGACUAGUAAAAGAGUAGAACAAAUAAUUUUUUUAAAUUGUAAUUUAAAAUAA
Molecule: messenger RNA, 1413 nt
Organism: Macrosiphum euphorbiae (potato aphid)
Lineage: Eukaryota; Metazoa; Arthropoda; Insecta; Hemiptera; Aphididae
Source: the annotation of a GenBank genome assembly